AAACUGGCAUUGGAAACUGAGCGAUACAGGGAAAGAUUUCACUCCCUCGGAAGGACUCUUCGAAUAUCGGGAGGAAGCUCCCCCUAGAGGCUAUCAGACGUCAUGUCUUACGCGCAGUACAGCGAAGGUGGCGCUCCGUAUCCGCCGGCCGCACCGGGUUUUGCCCCCCCGCCGGGGUCUUAUCAGGGUGCGCCGUAUCCCCCUGCAGGAGGCGGUUAUCCACCGCCGGGUGGAUAUGCCCCGCCGGGACAAUACCCGCCAGAAUAUCCGCCGCCCGGUCAAGGUGGAUAUCCUCCAGCCGGACCUCCCGUUUAUCCCCCGGGCGGCUACCCUUCCGUUCCUCAGGGACCGGUCACGCAGCCCCCAAUACCUUAUGGACCUCCUCCGGAGCAAAAUAUUCCAAUGGUUCCUGUACCUCAAGCCAUGCCGGGAGUCCCUCCAGGCCUUGAGUACCUGACCGCGAUCGAUCAGCUGAUCAUCAAGCAGAAAGUUGAAGCUCUCGAGGCUCUCAUCGGAUUCGAGACGAACAACAAAUACUCCGUCAAAAACUCAAUGGGACAAAAGAUCUUCCAAGCCUCCGAGAAAACGGACUGCUGCACCAGGAAUCUCUGCGGUCCGAACCGUCCCUUCGAUAUGAAAAUCAAAGAUCUUCAAGGCAACGAGGUGAUCCAUCUCUACAGACCCUUCCGUUGUACGUCCUGCUGCUGUCCGUGUUUUUUGCAGAGGAUCGAGGUCUGCGCGCCUCCUGGAAACGUCAUCGGUUACGUCUGUCAAGAGUGGUCGAUUCUUUCACCGAAAUUCACCGUACGCGACGCUCAAGAAAACGUCAUACUCAGAAUCGAGGGACCCAUGUGCACAUUCAGCAUUUGUGGAGAUGUUGAAUUCGAAGUGCUUUCCGACGCGACCGGACAGAACGUCGGAAAAAUAUCUAAGCAAUGGACCGGCCUGCUCCGCGAGAUGUUCACUGAUGCCGAUAACUUCGGGAUUUCGUUCCCCAUCGACCUUCACGUUCAUGUGAAGGCCACCCUGCUGGCGGCCGCUUUCCUCAUUGACUUCAUGUUCUUCGAAAAGAGCUCCAAUAAGGAAAGUGACCGAAUCGGCAUGUUCGACUAGAAACUGAGAUUUUUCGUUCGCCGUUCGAAUCGCAGCAGCAGCCUACAAUUUCCGUCUGUGAAGCAUGGCAACUUCAUCCUACUUCGUGUCCUGCCAUACAAAUCCUACAGCUCUGAUUCGAUUCUGGUUCGACUCCACGAUCCGGUUCCUGGCAGCCCCUGAUUUUUGGAAGGUUCUUAAGAGGUUUGCCGUUCUGUCGUCGUCCGCAUCAUUUGGAGGCUUCCCCGCGGGCGGCGACAUUGAUUGUGGUCGAGUUUUUCCGCGAAGGAGUAACUUCCCCGAGUACGCCGACAGCCUCGCGUCGAUGUUCGAAUCCGGCGAACGUUCUAGAUGAGCUUCCCGGAAUGAGCGGCGAUCAAACUCUGGGAGCGGCUGCAAAAGACAAGCUCCGUAAUCGGAGGGGAAUCAGGUUAUUUGAUACGGUUUCAACGUUUCAACGUCCCCGUUAUUGCCAUUAUCACAUGAAGUUUUGAAGUUGUCAUCGUUGAGUAAAAUAUUCAUAUUGGAACGCUUCUCGUCCUCCGGCCGUAACGUUGAUUCUUGAGUGCGAAAUAUUGCGGGGAUUCUUCGGAAAACUUGUGGAGCUCGAAAAGUCUUGUCUCCGCGAUAUUCUGAUAACGUGUAUGUAAAAAAAUGACCAUAAACUUUUCGUCAAGCCUU
Molecule: messenger RNA, 1773 nt
Organism: Galendromus occidentalis (western predatory mite)
Lineage: Eukaryota; Metazoa; Arthropoda; Arachnida; Mesostigmata; Phytoseiidae
Gene: scramb1
Product: phospholipid scramblase 1
Exons: 5
Coding region: 103-1113 (336 amino acids)
Biological process (GO): plasma membrane phospholipid scrambling
Cellular component (GO): plasma membrane
Molecular function (GO): phospholipid scramblase activity
Source: RefSeq, a predicted model, not a curated record